AUGCUGAAUGUGCAUUUGGUGCCGCACACGCACGAUGACGUCGGUUGGCUGAAGACGGUUGACCAGUACUAUUACGGGAGCAAGACAACGAUCCAGAAGGCGGGCGUACAGUACAUCCUUGACUCGGUUGUUCAAUCGCUGCUGAACGAUCCGGCUCGUAAGUUCAUCUACGUCGAGUCGGCGUUCUUCUUCAAGUGGUUCAACGAGCAGACGGUUGAACUACAGCAGCAGGUUCGGAAGCUGGUUGACGAGGGUCGGCUUGAGUUUAUCGGAGGUGCUUGGAGUAUGAAUGAUGAGGCCGCUGCUCACUAUCACAGCGUGAUCGAUCAGUUCACUUGGGGUUUGCGAAAGCUCAACGAUACCUUCGGUGAAUGUGGACGACCACGAGUGGGCUGGCAGAUUGAUCCGUUUGGGCACUCGCGCGAACAAGGAUCACUGUUUGCGCAGAUGGGCUACGAUGGGUUGUUCUUUGGGCGGCUGGAUUAUCAGGACAAGCGCGAACGGAUGACGCAUAAGCGGGCGGAGAUGAUCUGGAAGACGAGCGCUAACCUGGAGGAUAGCGAGCUGUUCACGGGCGCGCUGUACAACUUGUACCAGGCACCACCUGGUUUCUGUUUCGAUAUUCUCUGCUCGGACGAACCGUUCAUGGAUAGUCCGUACUCUGCGGAGAACAACGUUAAGACGAAGGUGGAUAAGUUUCUGUACUACGUAAACCUGCAGGCAGAAAGCUAUCGCUCCAACAACAUCCAACUGACGAUGGGCGGUGACUUCACGUACAUGGACGCUAACGUGUACUUCAAAAACUUGGACAAGUUGAUCAAGUACACCAACGCACGCCAGUCAAAUGGAUCCAAUGUGAACGUGUUCUACUCGACACCAUCAUGCUACCUGAAAGCCCUGCACGAUGUGGGUAUAACCUGGCCGACGAAGAGCGAUGACUUCUUCCCAUACGCCUCUGAUCCACACUCGUACUGGACGGGCUACUAUACCUCGCGACCCACAAGCAAGCGCUUCGAGCGUGUCGGCAAUCACUUCCUGCAGGUGUGCAAACAGCUCACAGCGCUCGCCCCGAUCAAGGAGUCACACAUGGAGCCUCACCUGAGCGUGCUGCGUGAGGCAAUGGGAGUGAUGCAGCAUCACGACGCCAUCACCGGUACGGAGAAGCAACACGUCGCGAACGAUUACGCCCGGAUGCUGUUCCGUGCGGUGAAAGCGUGUGGUGCCAACACCCAGGUCGUCCUAAACCAGCUCCUGCACCCAGACGAAGGAUCCGUUGCUGAUCGGCCAAAGUACACGUUCGCGUUCGAAUCAUGCCAUUUGCUGAAUGUCAGCAAGUGCGAGCUGACUGAGUUGAAGGACAGCUUCACGGUGACACUGUACAACCCGCUGGCACAUGCCGGACAUGAGUACGUGCGUGUUCCUGUCUCUGGUGGUCGGUACAUCGUCCGAGAUUACCGCAAUGUGGAGGUGUCUGCUCAGCUCGUGCCAAUUCCAGAAUCGGUGCUUAACCUGGCGUACCGGUUCAGCAACGCCACCGCAGAGCUGGUGUUCCUUGCUAACGAACUGCCACCGCUCGGGUUCAAGUCGUACUUUGUGACACGUGCGAUCGAUUCGCUGGAUGACUUCCUGCACGAAAUGUCAACACCACCUGCAGCCUCACCGGAGGUCACCAUCGGGAAUCGGUACCUGAACGUGUCAUUCGAUAGCAACGGCUUCCUGAGCACGAUCACAAUCGAUGGAGUCACAAACAGGCUCCGGCAAACGUUCGUAUACUACGAGGGAGCACUGGGAAAUAACGAGGAGUUCCGCAAUCGAUCUUCUGGAGCGUACAUCUUCCGCCCGAAUGGCACAGAGCGAACCGUCACCGAAACCGUCCAGCUGAAGGUGGUGAAAGGUCCCACGGUGCAGGAGGUUCACCAGGUGUUCAACGAGUGGAUCAGCCAGGUUGUGCGCAUCUACGCCGAUGAGAAUCACAUCGAGUUUGAGUGGAUGGUGGGUCCGAUCCCGGUGGAGGAUGGCAUCGGGAAGGAGAUCGUGUCACGGUUCUACACCGCUGCUCAGUCGAACGGUGUGUUCUGGACGGAUGCGAAUGGACGUGAGAUGAUCAAGCGCGUGCGGAACCACCGGGACACGUGGGCUGUAGAUUUGAUGGAGAAGAUCUCUGGUAACUAUUACCCGGUGACGACGAAGAUCGCGCUGGAAGACGGUGGUCUUCGGUUGGCGGUGUUGACUGAUCGUGCACAGGGUGGAUCAAGUUUGGAGGAUGGAUCGGUAGAGCUGAUGGUCCACCGAAGACUACUGCACGAUGAUGCGUUUGGUGUGGAGGAGGCCCUAAACGAGCAGGCGUUUGGUCGAGGAUUAGUAGCGCGUGGCAAACAUUGGGUGGUGUUUGGGGCGAAACAACAGACCAGCCCGACUCCGGAGGCUCGUGAGCGGUUCCUGCAGAAUCGGAUGCUCCUACCGAACUGGUUGUUCUUGAGCGACGUCAGCGAAUUCAAGUACGAGGACUGGACGAAGGAGUACACCAACAUUUACUCUGCUCUUUCGCUGUCGCUUCCGUUGAACGUGCACCUGCUGACGUUUGAGCCAUGGCAGGAGAACAGCAUUCUGGUGCGUUUCGAGCACCUGCUCGAGAAGGACGAAGACCCACUAUACUCGAAACCGGUGCGGUUCAACGUACAGGACGUAUUCAGGCAGUUCAGCAUCGACGAGAUACGCGAAACGACACUCGCCGCGAAUCAGCUAAAGGAGGACUCGAGCAGACUGAAGUUUAAGCCCGAUCCUGACUACAUCAUGUACGGUUCUGUAAGGCGAGAUGCAGCGGCUGGCACUCCAUCUGCCUCUCCGAAGGUGCAAACUAACCGUUUCUCUGCACCACUCGAAGACAUCGCCCGCAACGUUGCCGAUGAUGGGUUUGAGAUCGUUCUCAAGCCGAUGGAAAUCAGGACAUUCAUCUUUCAGCUAGAAUACAAGCCAUAAACGUGGAGGUUAACCUCCGCCCGGUAGUUGUACAUCCUAUUAAGUUAAAUUAGUCAAAUAAAAG
Anopheles nili is the source of this 3043-nucleotide messenger RNA. RefSeq names its product lysosomal alpha-mannosidase (gene LManII). Bases 1 to 2979 code for a protein of 992 amino acids. Gene Ontology annotation, cellular component: lysosome. NCBI's taxonomy places the organism in Eukaryota, Metazoa, Arthropoda, Insecta, Diptera, Culicidae. Gene Ontology annotation, molecular function: alpha-mannosidase activity; carbohydrate binding. Gene Ontology annotation, biological process: mannose metabolic process. The transcript is spliced from 7 exons. The record is from RefSeq and is a predicted model, not a curated record.